GAUGCACCGCAAAAAGAGCAACGUCUGAAUCCGUGUGACGGGGGUUGCAGUUUUAACGUGGUCGAGCUGUGGGUUUUUUUUUUAAUCAUCUGGCGGUGAGCAGACUGUGUGUCACUUGGACGCUUUCGACGACCCAAAGGAUACUGACUCCUUCAUGCGAACAAUGUGGGUGUGAUUGAUUGCGAAAAAUAAAAGAGCUUCUUGUAGUCAUUUGGCCUAUUCAGACGAGCGGUCCCCAGACAUUAUAGUGGAAGACAUGACGGGGCUGGCAGCCAAAAGAGAGGGCCCGCAGUUCAUCAGCGAGGUGGCCGUGCGAGGUAACGCAGCGGUGCUGGACUACUGCAGGACGUCAGUGUCCGCCCUGUCCGGAGCCACCGCCGGGAUUCUGGGCCUCACUGGCCUCUAUGGCUUCGUCUUCUACUUUCUCGCCUCGUUUCUGCUCUCCCUGCUGCUCAUACUGAAGGCCGGUCGCCGGUGGAAUAAGUGCUUCAAGUCCCGAAGGCUGCUGUUCACGGGGGGCUUGGUCGGGGGUCUCUUCACCUACGUGUUGUUCUGGACCUUUUUGUACGGCAUGGUGCAUGUAUACUGACUGAGUCAUGAUGUACCAUAGCCCCGACGUUAAAACUGCAGGACUCCGCUUCAGUGUACCACUUGUAGGGUGUUAGUGCAUCAGAUGUUUUACUAGUCACAGGUAGCCUCCAACAGAACACUUCCAGCGUUUUUCAUUUUGUUUUUCAGAACUUUUACCCAUAUAUUUAAAACUAUCCAUAGCGAUAAUUAACGACAAAUCCCCUUGCCAGUGAUUAUAUGAUCCCUAACUCGACAGUUUUCAUGGUUUUUACCGUGGGGUAUACACAUAACAUGUUAGUGGAUUAAAGGGUCUUAAUACUGCUGAGGUGGCCUGCAACAUAAGUUCUUGUUAAUAAGGGAUGUCAGUAAUAAUUUGUAGAUUUUACAAUUGUCUACACACUGCACGGUUGAAAUGCUAAAAUAGUCAGAGAUAAAGUUCCUUGCUGAAAUAUCAGUAUCUCAAAAUAGUUUUUUUCUGUUUUGUGUAAAGGUGUGUGCUGUUUGUCUGACAGAUUUAAUGAUGAAAUGUCAUUUUUCCUGAUUAAAAUAUAUGUGUAAUA
Paramormyrops kingsleyae is the source of this 1130-nucleotide messenger RNA. It is a transcript of the gene emc6, whose product is annotated as ER membrane protein complex subunit 6. The record is from RefSeq and is a predicted model, not a curated record. Lineage: Eukaryota; Metazoa; Chordata; Actinopteri; Osteoglossiformes; Mormyridae. Gene Ontology annotation, biological process: autophagosome assembly; protein folding in endoplasmic reticulum. Gene Ontology annotation, cellular component: membrane; endoplasmic reticulum; EMC complex.